AUACAUUAUCCUGAUGAGGAUGAUAGCACGUGCUCUAAACUAAUGCAGCAUCUCUAGGGCUCAGCAGCAAGCGGGAUAUGGACCACAGUGCCCAGGCAGGCUCAUAAGKGCUUCCCUAGAGGUAUCUGCUCCUGUAACAGGCACAGCGCGAUGGCUGGAGCUCAGGGAGGACUCUCAGGAUCCUUCCCAGAACACCAGGUUCGGCCAAGUCCAGACUCCGACUCUGACUCCGACUCCGAGGACCCAGCCACGGGCAGCACGGGAGCUGGCUCGGGCUUGCAGAACUCUUCUCAGGUCAUACAUAGUGGCCACUUCAUGGUGUCAUCUCCGCACAGCGACUUGCUACCUCGGCGGCGUCACCACCCCACUGAGCGUGAACCUGCUGAUCCCCGGAGCAUUGACCCGACCCUCACCCGGCUCUUCGAGUGCAUGAGCCUGGAGUACAGUGGGAAGCUGGUGUCUCCAAAGUGGAAGAAUUUCAAGGGGCUGCRGCUGCUUUGCCGGGAUAAAAUCCGUCUCAACAAUGCUAUCUGGAGAGCGUGGUACAUCCACUAUGUGGAAAGGAGGAAGAAUCCCAUAUGUGGCUUUGUCACUCCCCUGGAGGGAUCAGAGGCUGAUGAGCACCGAAAACCAGAGGCCGUCGUCCUUGAGGGCAACUACUGGAAGCGCCGCAUCGAGGUGGUGAUGAGGGAGUACCACAAGUGGAGGAUAUACUACAAGAAGCGGCUCCGAAAGUCCAGCCGGGAGGGUGAGCUCUCCAGCCCAAAGCGGGAUGAGGAUGUCUGGAGGCCAACAGAAAAAUGGUGCAACCAGCUAUUCUGCAAUGUGGUGCCCAUGCUGCUUGGGGAUGAGGAAGAGGACCCUGGGGGUAGGCAGCACUUCGACUUGGAUAGCUUCCUCUCAGACAUCUCUGACACCCUCUUCACCAUGACACAGACGCCUAGUGCCCACCAGGAGCUCCCAGAGGAUGCUUAUACUGGGAAUGCUGAUAUGAUCCAUCCGGACUUGGCCCCCCUGCAACCCAGCCUGGAUGAUAUCAUGGAGAUCUCAGAUAUUUUCACCAGCCAGCGGCCGCUGCCUUCGCAGACACAGCUGGGCUACGAGGAGCCGCCCUGCUUCACGCCCAUGGCCGAGCCCCCAUACAGCAGCAGCAGUGGCAGCGCGGCCGCCCUGCCCACCCUCCCCGCCAGUGCCCUCGUGGGGCCCCGGGCGCUGCCYGCCAGCCCCGACACCCCGUUGCCUCCCAGCAGCCUCUUGCAGGGCAGCAGCACGGCCCAGCUCAGCCUCCACGGCGCCUUCCUGGGCUCCCAAUUCCCCCCAGCUCCAGUGGCCUCCGACUCGCCCGCUUUGGCGCAGGGCAGCCUCAGCCCCGCGCUCCAGCACAAGCCCUCGCUGCAGUACCCAUUUCCCAGCAAGUGCCUCAGUGUGGAGCCCUUCGCUUCCCCCUACUCCAGCCCGAGCCCGUCGCCCAGCACGCCACUUCUAGACCGCAGUCCUCACUACCCGCCCGCCUCUGUGCCCCGCUCCACGCUCCCCUACCCCGGCUCCCCCGGCUCCUCGCUCAUCUCGGCUUCGCCGCUCUCCGCGCCGUGCUUUGCUCCGCAUGCCCCGGCCAUUGGCUACCCCAUGGACCUGAUGCCUCCAGGAUACCCAGCCCUGGGCGGCCCCCAGCACCUGCCCCACGCGGUGCUGAGCAGCCCCAGGUUUGCAGUGCCCAAAGAGCUGGCGCAGAGCGGGGGCGGCCGGCCGAAGGCAAAGCCCAGCAGCAGCAGCAAGGCAAGAAGAGCCCAGGGGCCGCUGGUGCCACCACACCCGGCUGUGCCCAACCCCUGCCUGACCCAGCUGCUGACCACAGCCAAACAGGAGCCGACGCUGGAUGCCCCCCACACGCACAGCGCUGGGCUCAUGCCCGCAGCGCCCGCCUCCCCGCAGCACAGUGGUGUCUCCGAUGUCCCUUCCGCCCUCCUGCCCAGAAUGGCCCAGCUGAGCCCAGGACCUGUAGCUGGCUCCAGCCCUUGCCCGGCUCUGCUGGGCCCGCCAGACCUGCUGCUGGUACCCAAGGUGGAGCAGCUUUCCCCCACGCUGGCCUGUGGCAGCGACUGGCCCAAGCCCAGCCAGGCAUCUCGCAGCCCCCCCAGCRCACUGGGCCCUGGCAUCGCCCUGCACCCCCACGCUGCCCGUCGGGGCAGGACGGAGUCCAGCAAGACCGAGAGCCGCCGCAUCACGCACAUCUCCGCCGAGCAGAAGAGACGCUUCAACAUCAAGCUGGGCUUUGACACGCUGCACAGCCUGGUGAGCACACUGAGUGCCCAGCCCAGCAUCAAGGUCAGCAAGGCCACCACCUUGCAGAAGACAGCAGAAUACAUCUGCAAGCUGCAGCAGGAGCGCGCAGCCCUGCAGGAUGAGGCGCAGCGGCUGCGGGAGCAGAUCGAGGAGCUCAACGGCUCCAUCAACCUGUGCCAGGAGCAGCUGCCCGCCACAGGGGUGCCCAUCACGCGCCAGCGCUUUGACCAGAUGCGCAGCAUGUUCGACGAGUACGUGCGCUCCUGCACGCUGCAGAACUGGAAGUUCUGGAUUUUCAGUAUCAUCAUUCGGCCUCUCUUYGAGUCCUUCAACGGCAUGGUCUCCACGGCCAGCAUGGAGAGCCUCACGCAGACGUCGCUUGCCUGGCUGGACCAGCACUGCUCUCUGCCGGCCCUUCGGCCCACYGUGCUGAGCUCUCUGCGCCAGCUGAGCAUCUCCACGUCCAUCCUCAGCGACCCGGCAUGUGUCCCCGAGCAGGCGGCGCGGGCAGUGGCGGGAGCGGGACACGGCACCGGCUCCUCCUAGCCGCCAGCGGCCUUCC
Messenger RNA from Nothoprocta perdicaria, 2845 nucleotides. RefSeq names its product MLX interacting protein like (gene MLXIPL). Gene Ontology annotation, molecular function: DNA-binding transcription factor activity, RNA polymerase II-specific; RNA polymerase II cis-regulatory region sequence-specific DNA binding; protein dimerization activity. Bases 151 to 2829 code for a protein of 892 amino acids. The record is from RefSeq and is a predicted model, not a curated record. The transcript has 17 exons. NCBI's taxonomy places the organism in Eukaryota, Metazoa, Chordata, Aves, Tinamiformes, Tinamidae. Gene Ontology annotation, cellular component: nucleus. Gene Ontology annotation, biological process: regulation of transcription by RNA polymerase II.